Messenger RNA from Recurvomyces mirabilis, 1221 nucleotides. RefSeq names its product arsenicals resistance. Gene Ontology annotation, molecular function: arsenite transmembrane transporter activity; antiporter activity; antimonite transmembrane transporter activity. NCBI's taxonomy places the organism in Eukaryota, Fungi, Ascomycota, Dothideomycetes, Mycosphaerellales, Teratosphaeriaceae. Gene Ontology annotation, biological process: arsenite transport; antimonite transmembrane transport. The transcript has 2 exons. The record is from RefSeq and is a predicted model, not a curated record. Gene Ontology annotation, cellular component: plasma membrane. The coding region runs from base 1 to 1221 and encodes 406 amino acids.
AUGGAUACUGUUGAGUACGGCGUGGCCAAUGACCCGCGACCCGAUGCUGGUGUUGGACGCGUAAACACGAACGAGCAUGACGGUGGGAAACAGAACGCGGACAUCGAGCUGGGCAAGAUGAACACUGCCCCGCCACCCAAUGGCAACGACGACGAGGUCACAGCCCCGCCACCCUUCAAGGCCCUCUCUUUCCUCGACAAACUCCUCGUCCUGUGGAUCAUAAUCAGCAUGGCCAUCGGCAUCAUCCUGGGCAACCUUGUGCCCUCCGUCGGCCCAGCGCUCCAAAAGGGAACCUUCGUCGGCGUGAGCGGACCCAUCGCAGCCGGAUUACUGGUGAUGAUGUAUCCCAUCCUCUGCAAAGUGCGCUACGAAACGCUACAUCUAUUGUUCCGCACCAAAGCGCUAUGGGUUCAGAUCGGGAUCUCGUUCGUGCUAAACUGGAUUAUUGCGCCGUUGUUCAUGACGGCGCUUGCAUGGGCCUUCUUGCCCGAUAGACAGGACUUGAGGGAUGGCUUGAUCUUCGUCGGAGUGGCGAGGUGUAUCGCCAUGGUUCUCAUCUGGACCGAUCUCGCUGGUGGCGAUGCGGAUUACUGUGCCGUUCUGGUCGCCUUCAACAGCAUUCUCCAGAUCGUGCUGUUCGCGCCUAUGGCUUUGUUCUUGGUGAAGGUGGUCUCGGACGAUCCAGGAGAAGCCGGCAACGACCUGUACCGAGAUGCAGCAACCUCCGUAGCGGUGUUCUUGGGUAUACCACUCGCAGCUGCAGUGAUCACAAGGGUCUCGCUCAGGUAUUUGUUGGGAGAGUACAAGUACCAGCACUACUUCAUUCGAUACGUGGCGCCAUUUUCGCUCAUUGGGCUACUCUACACCAUUAUCGUGCUCUUCGCCAGCCAAGGCGCCCAUGUGGUCGAUCAGAUCACCUCCGUCCUGCGUGUUUGCGCACCACUGGUGGUCUACUUCCUCGUCAUCUUCCCACUCACGGCAUUCAUGAUGUGGCGAUCUGGAUUCGGAUACAAAGUGAGCGCCACGCAGUCUUUCACUGCCGCCUCGAACAACUUCGAGCUAGCGAUCGCGGUUGUGGUUGCCACUUAUGGUCCUGGUAGCGAGCAGGCACUGGCAGCGACUGUUGGGCCUUUAAUUGAAGUCCCGGUACUGGUCGGACUGGUGUACGUGAUACGAUGGUUCAAGCAUCGUUGGGGCUGGAAAGAGCCAAAUACAGAAUAA